Messenger RNA from Nicotiana tabacum (common tobacco), 2078 nucleotides. The record is from RefSeq and is a predicted model, not a curated record. Lineage: Eukaryota; Viridiplantae; Streptophyta; Magnoliopsida; Solanales; Solanaceae.
GCCACCAUAUCUGCUCGGUCUCUUCUUCCUCUCUCCACUCUUAAUUCAUGAACUUCAGGCUGUAUUAAUUAAUUACUUUUUUGCAGCGAAAAUUCUCAUCCUGAAGCUGUUUGAUAUAAUGCCCAAGAGGAGUCUCAAUUCCAAAUUGGAAUUGGGGAAGACCACUCUCUUGCUUUGCUGUACAAUGUAAUCAUCCUCAACCCUUUAUUCAAAAUUCUCUUUUUAAUCACAUGGCCUGUAAAUGCAUUCUCAAUUCUCAAUUUUUGCCUUCCUUUUCCCAAUUUAACAAGCCCUACUGUCGAAAAAAUAGAACUCCGUUAAUCAUUUCAUGCAGUUCUGACAGUCCCACAACCGAAGAAGACAAGAAACUUAGGUUUAAUCAACUGGGUUUACUUAAUCUUUCAGUUACGCUCACUGUACUUUCAACUUCACUUGUAAGACCCGCAAAUGCAGCAAAAGUCUCCGAAAAGAGACGUUCGACGAAAAAGACUGAGGCUUUAACGCCACAAGAGCUGAAAAAAUGGUCACAAGGACUUCCAACUGUGAGCAACAGGCUGCCUUAUACAGAAAUAUUGGAUUUGAAAAGGGAAGGGAAACUUAAGCAUAUAAUUAAACCACCUAAUGUAGGGUUAAAGCAACGGCCCGAGGUAGUUUUAGCUGUUUUAGAGGAUUCUAAGGUUGUUAGAAUUGUGUUACCUUCUGUUGAGAGUGAUCCAAGAUUUUGGUCUGAAUGGGAUGACCUGAAAAUUGAUGGACUUUGUAUGAAUGCCUAUACUCCACCACUGAAAAAACCCGAGCUGCCUUCACCUUAUUUGGGGUUCUUGUCAAAUAUUCCAGCUUGGAUGCUUUCUUUUAUGAAGGCCAAGCCACAGUCGAAAAAGGCGUUGGAGCUGAAGAGGGUGAGAGAAGAAUUGAAGAGGAGGCAAAACCAUGAGAUGUCAAAGAUGAGGGAGGAGAGGGAGAGGAUGGAGAAGGCAAUGAAAACACAGAAGAAAANUUCUUUAUAUAACAUUAAUAAGUUUGAUAUCUGUUUCUAUUUACUAUGCACCUGUCUGUUUCACUUCAUUGAUGAUUCCUCAGUUUUUUUUUUUCCAUUCCUUGUUUGGCACAUUAGCCUGGUAUUGCUUUAUUCUUGUCUUAUAUCGUUACAUAUCUAUUGGGCAAUGCUUUCAGGGGGUAUACUGCUUUGUGGUCCACCUGGGGUGGGGAAGACUUUGCUAGCAAAGGCUGUGGCUGGUGAGGCAGGGGUGAACUUCUUCUCCAUUUCGGCAUCUCAGUUUGUUGAGAUAUAUGUUGGUGUUGGUGCUUCUCGUGUUCGAGCACUCUACCAAGAGGCAAGGGAGAAUGCACCAUCAGUGGUCUUCAUUGAUGAGUUGGAUGCGGUUGGCAGAGAACGUGGUUUGAUCAAGGGUUCGGGUGGACAAGAACGUGAUGCGACUUUGAAUCAGCUUCUUGUGUGCUUGGAUGGUUUUGAAGGCAAAGGUGAAGUCAUCACUAUUGCUUCUACAAAUAGACCAGACAUAUUGGACCCAGCACUUGUUCGACCAGGGCGGUUUGAUCGGAAGAUAUACAUACCAAAACCUGGCCUUAUUGGGCGAAUUGAAAUUCUUAAGGUGCACGCUCGUAAGAAGCCUAUGGCUCCUGAUUUGGACUAUAUGGCUGUUGCCAGUAUGACUGAUGGAAUGGUUGGUGCAGAGUUGGCCAACAUUGUUGAGGUUGCCGCUAUUAAUAUGAUGCGUGAUGGAAGACCUGAGAUUACAACUGAUGACUUGUUACAAGCUGCACAAAUUGAAGAACGAGGAAUGCUUGACCGGAAGGAGAGGAGCCCUGAAAUGUGGAAGCAAGUCGCUAUUAAUGAAGCAGCGAUGGCUGUGGUGGCAGUGAACUUCCCAGAUCUUAGAAAUAUUGAGUUUGUCACUAUUGCUCCAAGGGCUGGCAGGGAGCUUGGUUAUGUGCGGAUGAAAAUGGAUCAUGUCAAAUUUAAGGAAGGAAUGCUGAGCCGACAGUCACUCUUGGAUCACAUCACUGUUCAGCUAGCACCACGUGCUGCUGAUGAGCUGUGGUAUGGAAAGGACCAG